Dendroctonus ponderosae (mountain pine beetle) is the source of this 752-nucleotide messenger RNA. Its product is annotated as phenoloxidase-activating factor 2-like. The record is from RefSeq and is a predicted model, not a curated record. Gene Ontology annotation, molecular function: serine-type endopeptidase activity. Lineage: Eukaryota; Metazoa; Arthropoda; Insecta; Coleoptera; Curculionidae. Gene Ontology annotation, biological process: proteolysis.
GUACCGAAAGACCGACUUUCGCGUGAUAGUCAACGGCCGCAUUCAACAAUCCGAAAUUGGUACUGAUGAGGAACAGGAAAGAGCUGUGAGGGCCGUGCUCAGACACCCAAACUUCCAGUCAGGCACACUUUACAACGACGUGGCAGUUUUGGUACUGGAAGAACCCUACAAUCUAACGGCUACGCCCACCAUCAACACCGUUUGCCUGCACCCCAAUGCCUCCUAUGUGGGCAAACGGUGUGUGGUGGCGGGAUGGGGCGAAGCCUCUAAAGGUUUGCCCAGUUCAACAGCCAGAACCUCCGUGCCUAUCCUGAGGAAAGUGGAGUUGCCCACCCACAGCCCCAACAAGUGCGAGGAAAUGUUGCAAAAAACCUACCUGGGCGCCAAGUACCAGCUUCAUGAGUCGUUCAUGUGCGCAGGAGGCGAAGCCGGCAAAGACGCCUGUCGAGGCGACGGAGGCAGCCCAUUGGUGUGCGCCACAGCCCCCAACGAGACUGCGCUCUAUCAGGCGGGCAUUGUAGCCUUCGGGGUUGGUUGUGGCAAAGAGGGCAUCCCGGGCGUGUACGCAGACGCAACUCACUUCUACCAAUGGAUAGUUGACACGUUGCAGAAACUCAACAUUACACUGUGAUUGUUUUCCAGUUACUAAGCAUUGCAUCAUCAGCACGCAUGGUCUGAGCCAAGCUAUUUAUUGGCAGUUACGUCAUUGUUUCAGGCGCUUUAUUGUUUCCAAUAUAUUUUGUUGAAUCUGA